This is a messenger RNA of Paramecium pentaurelia, 872 nucleotides long. The record is from the annotation of a GenBank genome assembly. Lineage: Eukaryota; Ciliophora; Oligohymenophorea; Peniculida; Parameciidae.
AUGAAUCGACUCUUAAUUACAUAAACAGGUGAAUAAUUAAGAAAUGAAAUGAAAUAAUAAGCUUAUCAAUAACGAUCAGGAAAACAAGUUAAAAAAAAGGAAUAACGACUUCCAGAGCUUGUUCGUUAACCUACCAAUUUAUUAAUCGAUACUGAAAGAGAUCAUAUUUUGUAUCAAAAAACUCUGUCAGAAGUUGCCCUUUCUAAUCUUAAUAGAGUAGCCAGUCUUAGUUUAUUGGGGUAGAAAAGCAAAAAUAAAUUGGAAACUCACAUUAGAGAAGAGCUUAAUCUACCAAAUAACUUUUAAUAUUUAAAUUAGAGUCUUGAUAAGUAAUUAAAUAAGAUUCUUUCAGAUAAGGGUAUGUACUAGCUUAUGUUAAAGAUUUGAAAACCAAGAGAAAAAGACAUCUAUUGACAGAAUUAAAAAGAAUUGAAAAAAAAAGAACAACUUCCCAUAAUGAAGAUUUCUCAAUAUUCUCCUCGUGUAUUGAAGACUAUGAUAAGAAUCAAAAGAUGACAGCUAUUAUCAAUGCAGAAGGCAAAUUGGCUUAAUUAACAAGGAGAUAUAAGUAAAAAGAAUUGAAUGAUUAAAAAUUAAAGUUAAAUCUAAAUAUUAGUUUAGAGAAAAUGUAAGAACGUAAAAAUAUGAGAAUUGAAGCUAUUAAUCCUUUGAGUCCUACUUAAAUUAAAAUAAAUUCUUAAAGAUAAUUUAAUGAAAUGUUUUAUGAUAAUUCAGAAGAAAGAUUUCAUAAUAGAUUACAAGAGAAACAUGUAAAAUAAAUAUGUUAGAUAUGGAGUCAAUAUUAAUUUCCAAAAUAAACAAAGCGUUGGAUUUAAUUUAUCCAAAAUGCGCAAUAAAAAAAGAAAUAGUGA